AUGACUACUACUAGCAUUCCAGAUAAUCGAGAAACUAUAAUCUAUGUUGAUGAUAAAGAAACUAAGGCUGAAGAUAAUAGAGAAACCAAGAAUAAUGAAAAAACAGAAACUAAUAGUGAUGAUAAAACAAAAGUUAAUAAUGAUUAUGAUAUAGAAGCUAUAAUUGAA
Molecule: messenger RNA, 168 nt
Organism: Entrophospora candida
Lineage: Eukaryota; Fungi; Glomeromycota; Glomeromycetes; Entrophosporales; Entrophosporaceae
Source: the annotation of a GenBank genome assembly